This is a messenger RNA of Triticum aestivum (bread wheat), 1500 nucleotides long. Its product is annotated as lipid phosphate phosphatase 2. Gene Ontology annotation, cellular component: membrane. Gene Ontology annotation, biological process: phospholipid dephosphorylation; phospholipid metabolic process. Gene Ontology annotation, molecular function: phosphatidate phosphatase activity. Lineage: Eukaryota; Viridiplantae; Streptophyta; Magnoliopsida; Poales; Poaceae. The coding region runs from base 529 to 1344 and encodes 271 amino acids. The transcript has 8 exons. The record is from RefSeq and is a predicted model, not a curated record.
GCAACUAGCUCAUGGCUCUGGCACAUGGAUAGCAAGCUUCCACGCACCCCUGUCUAUAGCUAGCUCUUUGUCGAUGCUUCAAUCCUUCAUGUCUCUCUUAACGGACUUCUUCCAUGUCAAAUCCAGUAUACCCCGCCCUCUCUUGACAUUCUCCGCACGCUUUAACCGUCCGCUAUGCACUGGAGCUUCUGGAGGCCCGCGUUGAAUAUGCCCAAACCAUCUCAGACGAUGUUGGACAUUCGAGUAGGUAGUAGAUAAAAAAAAUUAUUUUAUAAAACAAUUUGCCAUCCGUGAAGUAUUGGUGAAGUCUAGUAUCCACUCGGGAAUUUUAAAACCGCUCGGUAGCUAUCUGAUGAAGAACAAAAAGCAAUCAACAGACGAGAAAUUUUUAAAAAGCAAAUAAAGAGGGGAUGCUUUGGUAGACGGCCCAGAUACUUCCCCCCACCCCGAACCCCCCGUCGAUUCUCGCCUCCCCCCGACGACCCGCGCGGCGGCGCGCAUCUGGGGCUCCGCCGGCGGCCGGACUACAUGAGACAUAAUGGUGGAUAUCCAGUUAAGCUGUUACACUAUAAAGUCCCAUGGAGCCAAAAUUGCAAGACUCCACAUGACAUGAUGACUGACUUGAGAUAUCCCUUACAGGGCAAUACUGUGCCCUUUUGUCCUGUUCCGCUCAUUGGAAUCGUCCUACCCUGUGUCAUCUUUGGUGGAAUUUACUUCAAGAAGAAGAAUUUCUAUGAUUUGCACCAUGGCAUACUGGGUAUUCUUUAUUCGGUGCUCAUAACUGCAGUGAUUACUGAUGCAAUUAAGGAUGGAGUUGGCCGACCGCGUCCUGAUUUCUUCUGGCGCUGUUUCCUAGAUGGAAAGGAUCUUUAUGAUAAUGUCACUACUGGCGUUCUGUGCCAUGGGGAGAAGAGUGUAAUCAAGGAAGGUCACAAGAGCUUCCCAAGUGGACACGCAUCAUGGUCUUUCGCCGGCCUGGGCUUCCUCAUGUGGUACCUAACUGGGAAAAUCGCGGUUUUCGACCGCAAAGGCCACAUCGCAAAACUGUGCAUCAUUGUUCUGCCUCUGCUUACUGCCGCGCUCGUUGCCGUUUCCCGAGUGGACGACUACUGGCAUCACUGGCAAGAUGUGUUUGCAGGAGCCAUCAUAGGAUUGUGGCCUUACGCGUACAACACCCUCCAGCUAGCCGAGGCGGGCAUCGCAGCAAACUCCUUCGGCGUGCGGCCCACGGAGGAGACAGUGGAAGAAGGGCAAGGUGAGGGUGGGAUCGCCCUGAGAGACGCCGUGCGGCCCAUGGAGGAGACGGUAGAAGAAGGGCGAGGCCGGGGCGGGGUCGCCCUAUGAUAUGAUGAGAACUAGGAGUGGAAGGAUCCGACGACGCCCUGACUACAACGACCGUCCGUGGGUUUGACGUUUUCGAUGCACCGUCGCAGGCGGCUGUCUGGGAGUUGUUUUUCUCAUGCACACUUUGGUUUGAUUGGUGUGUCAUUGACCUGCUGG